AUGUCAACACGACAACUUGAAGUUCUUCGUCUUUAUCGAGAUUUACUUAAAUAUAGUCAAACAUUAAAAUAUACAGAUGUUGAUUUUUAUUUAACAAGAAUUAAACAAGAAUUUGCUAAAGGAAAGCUAUUAGAGAAUGAAGAUGAAAUUGCACGACAAAUAGCGAAAGGUCAAGAAUUUUUAAAAAACAAACGUCUCAUCUAA
Molecule: messenger RNA, 204 nt
Organism: Rotaria sordida
Lineage: Eukaryota; Metazoa; Rotifera; Eurotatoria; Philodinida; Philodinidae
Source: the annotation of a GenBank genome assembly